AUGUUGUCCGGUGUAGAGACCGCCGACAACUUCGACCUCGACGACUUGAUGAAGAGGUUCACCACCGCCGCCGACUCUCCCGCCCGGCCGAUGGUCCCCAAGUCCAUGGUCCACGACCAGCAGCAGCAGCUCGAGCAGUACUCCGGCGACGGCUCGCCGACGUUUGACCCGAACGGCUUUAACGGCGCCGAUCUCGCAAACACCUCCAACAGCUCCGAAUGGCUCAACCUCUCUUUCGAGUCUGUCCUCGGCUCUGGCAGCCCCUCCUCCCGUGGAUCGUCGCUCGAGACUCCCAACCUCCCCUCUACCACCUUUGACCCUACAUCCUCCUCGAUCGACCCGACCCGUCUCAAGGAGGCAACCGCCGACAUCUCCCCUAUGUGGUCCGAGGCUGCCCUCCCUCGUGAGAUGCCUGCUUGCCAGCCGCCAGCGUUCAACCCGCCAACAAUCAACAUUGUGCAUGAGUACCCGGAGAUGAGCACUCCCUCUCGCCGCGGCCAUGUGCGCAAGUACAGCGAAAUCGACACCGCCUCGACGAUGUCGUCCAAGAAGCUGAGGCGCCAGGGCUCGCUGCCCGAGCUCCACAUCCCUGUUUACAACCCGAUCAACGGCGGUCGCACCUUCCAGCGGUCGCUGUCGACCGGACCGAUCGUUGGCCCCAACGACAUGAGCGGGUCGCUCUCCGCGCAGAGCUCGCCCUUCCUGACGGCUGCAUCGCCCAUCAUGGCGCCGCUGUCGGCUCCUGCGAUGGCGCAGCACCCUAACUCAUUCAACACGGCGGUGCCACCGAAUAGCCAACCCCUGCCAACUCCUAUUACACCCGUCAUGCCUCAAACGGCAGUUCCUGGCCGCUCGUACGGGUACAGCAAUCUUGCCACCAUCCCCGAGGCGCCGAGCUCUGCGCCCCCGCACGUCCAGUGGAUGCCCAUCAACGCCGACCAGCACCAGAACCAGAACCAGCAGCAGCCGCAACAGCAGCAGCAGAUGGAGUUCUACCCCCAGUCUGCCCAGGACCUCCCUCCUAUCCCGACGUCUGUCUCUGCUCCAGGCACCGGUGUCCAGGUCGUCAAGUCGCCAUUGAUGCAGCAGCACUCGCCGUUGGUGCAGGCACACUCGCUCCCCAACACGGUCCCAACCGUCCAAGUUCCGGGUCUCCCGCAUCACUCGCACUCCAGGCACUCGUCCAUCAAUGGCAUUCCGACACCCACCAUGCAGGUGGCGCAGCUGCCCACCCAGAACGCCGCCACCAUCCAGCAGAUGCAUCAACAACAGCAGCAGAUGCACAUGCAACAGAUGCAUGACGGCGUCAAUCUCGGCAUGGGCCGCCCCAUCCAGCCUCCCCACGUUCGCCGUUCAUCCGACUCGGAGCUCGCCUUCAACAUGGGCUCCAGCGUUGCAUCCAUGCUUCGGUCAUCGUCGGUCCCGCAGGCGCACGGCCAGAAUAUGGUCCGCGCCUCACAGGUGUUCGGCACCACUGCGCUUCCGCCGCCGCCCCCGGUCGCCACCUACACGCACCAGGGCGUGGUCAUGGGCCAGUACGCUGACCCCAUCGGGCAGCAGCACUUCAUGGCGCCGAUGCCGACUUCGCCGCCACGCAAGCGUACCGUCACUAAGCGUGUCGGUAUGUGCUUGAAGCCGGGUCCCAAGGGCAAGGUCAAGUCCAGGGUCAACUCACUUGACCCGGCAGCUGCGGCUGCGAUCAUGGCCGGGAAGAGUGACGCUCUCCUGCACGGUGACGGUUCCAUGGCUGCGGUGCCCGAGGAGCCGCCCGUGCCCCUUGUUCCCGUGACGGUGGAGGAAUUCCGGAACGCCUUCACGAUGACUGCACACGGAACUCUAAUUCCCAACCCAGAGCUUGACGCGCUCACGGAGCGGCUCAUGUACGCCACGGACGAGAACGUCGUGGACGCGUGCUUCCGCUUCUGCUACGCGAUCGGGACUGAGUACAACAAGGCCGCUGAGAAGCAAAGCAAGUACUUCAAGUGCUGCUUUGACGAGUGCGCCGGCGUCAACAUGCGCGUGUUCAUGCGCAAGAGUGCCGUUGACUCGCACGUCCGCACUCACGUCGGCUACCGCCCAUUCAAGUGCGAGGCCGACCCCGAGUGUGACGCCCGCUUCGUCCGCAAGCACGACCGCGACCGUCACGUCGCGACGACACACCGCAACGAGAAGAGCUUCCUGUGCACCGACUGCGGGCAGAACUUUGCGCGCUCUGAUGCGCUGCUGCGCCACCGCGCCAAGCGCGAUGCGUGCAAGGCCCGCAUGAUGGGCUAA
Trichosporon asahii var. asahii CBS 2479 is the source of this 2274-nucleotide messenger RNA. RefSeq lists its product as uncharacterized. The record is from RefSeq and is a predicted model, not a curated record. The transcript has a single exon. Gene Ontology annotation, biological process: regulation of transcription by RNA polymerase II. Gene Ontology annotation, molecular function: RNA polymerase II cis-regulatory region sequence-specific DNA binding; DNA-binding transcription factor activity, RNA polymerase II-specific. Bases 1 to 2274 code for a protein of 757 amino acids. Lineage: Eukaryota; Fungi; Basidiomycota; Tremellomycetes; Trichosporonales; Trichosporonaceae. Gene Ontology annotation, cellular component: nucleus.